Molecule: messenger RNA, 2798 nt
Organism: Apis florea (little honeybee)
Lineage: Eukaryota; Metazoa; Arthropoda; Insecta; Hymenoptera; Apidae
Product: facilitated trehalose transporter Tret1
Biological process (GO): transmembrane transport; carbohydrate transport
Cellular component (GO): membrane
Molecular function (GO): sugar transmembrane transporter activity
Source: RefSeq, a predicted model, not a curated record
CCGGAGAAGGAGGCUGGUAGCCGGUGCUCGCUGGAGGGAGAAUCGAAUAAACGUGCGAGAGUAGAACGAAUCGACGAAGCUCGUUUGCAGGAAGGGAGAGAGGUCGACAGUCGAGGUUUAUCGAACGGAGCGUGUCCGUGGGAGCGAACGAGGCGAGAGUGAGGGACAGACAGAGAGGGAACGAGAAAUGGCCCCCACCCACGGCCAGGAGGAAAUAGAGGGGCGCUAUAAAGAGUAUGCCUAUAGCCCUGUACCAGCGAGUUCCACUUCAGCGGUGUACGACUCAACCACCCUUGCAAAAUAUCCCGUCGACAUUGGUGCUGGCUCACCCAAAUAUCGUACCUACGGUGUCUACGAGAAGUGUCGCGUCGCAGAGAUGGCGGAGAAGGGCUCGACGCUGCUUCAGUACGUGGCCGCUGCCGCGGCAAACCUUUGUUGCGUGUCAGCCGGUGCUAUGUUAGGAUGGACCAGUUCCGUGAUACCUCUUUUAAAGAACGAUGAAGGUUUGGCCAGUGGGUAUAAUCCUCUGGGUAGAAAAAUCGACAACGAGGAAGAUUCAUGGAUUUCCUCGUUAGUUUCCAUAGGAGCGAUAAUAGGAAGCUUCGUGGCUGGAUAUUUGGCUGAAAGAUUGGGUAGAAAGAUGACACUGCUGUCAGCCGUAGUGCCCUUUCUGAUCGGUUGGAUUUUAAUCGGAACAGCCAAAUACGUGAUCCAAUUGUGCGUGGCCCGAGUGAUCCUCGGUUUCGCCUUAGCGUUCGCCUUCACGGUCGUUCCCAUGUAUUGCGGUGAAAUCGCCGAGAUAUCCGUGAGAGGAGCUCUGGGAUCUUUCCUGCAGUUAUUCGUCACCAUCGGUCUCUUGUAUUCGUAUGCUAUCGGCCCGUACGUGUCUUAUCUGGUAUUCUGCAUACUCUGCGCCAUUAUACCUGUCGUGUUCGUCGGCUGUUUCAUCACGAUGCCCGAAUCACCGUAUCAAUUGCUCAAGAUCGGUAAAAAACAAGAGGCGCUCCAGUCUUUGGCUAGAUUGCGAAGCAAGACCAUCGCUAGCGUGCAAAAGGAAGCAGAUGAAAUGCAGGCUUCCAUCGACGAAGCGUUCAAAAACGAGGCGAAAUUGUCGGAUUUAUGGAAAGUGAAGGCAAACAUGAAAGCUUUGCUAUUUACGUGUCUUCUCGUCGCUUUCCAACAAGCCAGUGGUAUCAACGUGGUCCUCUUUAAUAUGGGAGCUAUCUUCAUAGCUGCAAACUCAUCGUUACCUAGCUCAUUGGCAACCAUAAUCGUCGGUACAGUUCAAGUAAUCACUUCCGGAAUCACGCCAUUGAUCGUCGACAGACUUGGUAGAAAAAUACUGCUUAUUUUCUCCGGCGUUGGCGAGGUCGUCUCCCUGGUCGCAUUAGGUAUCUAUCUUUACCUAAGUUUCAAUGGAGCAAACGUGGACAGUAUAAGGUUUCUACCCAUCUUGUCAUUGGUCAUCUUUAUCGCGACAUAUUGUGUAGGCUGGGGCCCUCUUCCAUGGACCGUGAUGGGCGAGAUGUUCGCAUCGAACGUGAAAUCGAAGGCUUCCGGGAUCACGGUGUCUAUAUGCUGGUUGGUCUCCUUCUUCAUCACCAAAUUCGCCAACGAUUUGCAGAAGUUUGGCAAUUACAUCCUCUUCUGGUUGUUUGCCGUGUUUUGUGUGGUUAGCGUAAUAUUCACGAUAUUGGUAUUACCCGAGACGAAGGGAAAUUUGCAACAGAUCCAGGACGAGUUGAGCGGAGUCCGUCAUUCCGAGAUACCCGAGUUUGGCGACAUAAGCAAACAUUGAAAACAGUAUUACGAUUUCAGGUUUUGCGAGGACGAUUUUAUUCUUGGUCGCGUAAAAACAGAUAUAUCCGUCGAAUCGUUUUUCCUCUUCCUAUUUCUAUUUCUACGUAUACAUAAACGCGUCUUUAUACUGCCAAAGACUAUGGAUCGUGAUUCAGGAUGGAUCCUCUUCACCUUGUGCGGUUAUGCGACGAGUUACAUAAGCGUAUUUCUCUUUUAUCGUUAGAGACGAGUUGAAUCGAUAUCGCUCACGAAUUUUUAAUGUAGCGUACGCGUGAUAAGACGUAAGAGGUGCGUUCGAUGUAACAUGAUUAUUAUCGUUUGUUUUAAAACAAACGUGAGGAACGCGACAGAAUUGGGCGAGUAUCUAGUUUGACUCUAUUAUAGUCUGCUCUCAAGCAAUAAGUAUAAAUCAGACAUGAGGGAUGUCGUUGAGCGAUCGAAUUAAAGUCUCAAACAGCGUUCUCUUUGUCAAAGAGAUGUAACAACUAUCGAACGAUACUCGAUAAUUUUAUCGUCUGUCCCGUUUCUCCCCACGUAUGCCCAACAAAAGUUGCUUAACGUAUUUAUUUCCUGACAAACCUUAGCCGUUCAACGUACAUGUCGUUUCCUUUUUACGUAAGAUUACAAGCGAUCCUCCGCAUCCUCCAAGUAUGAUAAUAUUUAAUAACUUAACGCCGUAUUAGAUAUGUGUAUAGUAUAUGUAUAUUUGAGUUCCAUUGCACCGAUUAUGAAACAAUCGCACCAUGUAUAUUCAAUUUCCGAUCGAUUGUCUCUCGCGGUGAAUCCCGUCUAUUUGCGAAAAAAUCGUGAGAAAAAUUGCAAAAAAAAAAAAAAAAGGAAUUUUAAAUCAUCGUUCUUCAAUCUUGACAGAAAAUCAUACGAUUCUAGAAAGAGAGACGAAUGAACAAUUUGCACGCGGAAAUUCCACGAACAUGAUUUUUAUCUGAAAUGAACGGUGCACAUGCUAGACUUUUUCUUAGACUCAGCGUCUAAAAAAA